Messenger RNA from Eurypyga helias (sunbittern), 758 nucleotides. It is a transcript of the gene CENPO, whose product is annotated as centromere protein O. NCBI's taxonomy places the organism in Eukaryota, Metazoa, Chordata, Aves, Eurypygiformes, Eurypygidae. The annotation marks the transcript as partial. Gene Ontology annotation, cellular component: kinetochore; Mis6-Sim4 complex. The record is from RefSeq and is a predicted model, not a curated record. The transcript has 5 exons.
GGGUGUUUGCUCACCUGGAAAUGCUGGAGGCGCGGGCUUAUGAGGCAGCCUUGAAGCAAGAGGAAGCACAGCAGCAGGAGGAGAAGCUGGCCAGGCUGAAAGCAAGAGUGCAGGAGCUGAGACUCCAGAGGGAUGAGCUGCGGGCUAAAGUGGAUCUGCAGGAAAAGGGGCAACUUGGGAAAGACGGAGUCGUGUCGGAUAAGGCGCAGCCCAGCGCUCAGGAGGGUUUAGAGAGGAAGAUACAAAGCGUUAAGGCCAUGCUGCAGAUCUUUCACCUCACAGGGAUCAGCGGGAAGCUGACCAAGCAAGGAGUGUGUUUCUGCAUCAGCACGGCUUACGAGGGCACCUACUUGGAUUCCUACUACCUGGACCUGCUCAUCAAGCCACAGAUGCAGAUUUACCGCCACUCCAUCCCCAUCUUCAUCCCCCUGGAGCAGAUGGCCAGGAAGUACUUGCAGACGGACAUCAGGCGCUUCGUGUCUGUCCUGUCGGACCACCUGAACGCCUACGCGGGGAGGAGGUACCAGGCCGACCAGUUACAGGAACACUUUUCGGACCAAAUAGAAGGAACCUUGCAGAGGAAUUCCUUGUGUAACUUGCUGGUCUUCAAUUACGACGUGUCAAGUAAAAGCAAGACCUUCGUGUUCAACGUGAGGCUGCUUUACGGCGACCUCUGCUGCAGCCUCCCCACCGAAGUCAUCGUUUCUUGCACCCCAUCCAGUCCAACCGUUAGCCCAGAACUGCCCAGGCCCCACUAA